AUGAAGAUUCUCGCGUUCGUCGCACUCACAUUCGCGGCGGUCGUGGCAGUACAGCAGCAACCGCCGGGGAUAUCACAACCGAUCGUGGAAGAUUGUGGGUUCGGCGGCUCGGUGGUGUGUGUGAACAGAUAUGCAGCCGUGCUCCCCUACCACUUCAACCGGUCAAUCACGUCCCUAGCGGCGGACUAUGACUUCCGCAACACGAGCGUGCCCAGCGCACCGAGCUUCUCCCUCCUGGAGAACGCGAGCUUCGUCGUCUUCGACCGCGCCCGCGGCCUGCAGUAUCUCGGGUCCAACCCGGCGUACGAGUUCAUGUUCGCAGUCGGAGACAAUGUGCACGAAGCACCCGUCUACGUGCCGGAGCUGAACAAGCUGUUCAUGUCGCAGCUCCCGCCCGUCGUAGCUCCCAUCUCCACCAUGUCGCAAUACCUUCCGCAGCUAGUGAUCGAUCUGAACCGCCAACCGCUCGCCCUGGAAGAAUACAUCACCGAACCCCCCAUCUUUGCUCCCAACGGCGGCGUCUACCACGACGGCCGCAUCAUCUGGGCCUCGAGCGGCGGGUUCAACAGCUCAGUGCUCAACGGCACGGAGCAGCGCAUCGCCCUCCACGCCGUGGACCCGACGACCAACGUCUCCACCGUGCUCCUGAACAACUACUUCGGCUUCUACUUCAACAACAUGGAUGACGUGGCCGUACAUCCUACGUCCGGGGACCUCUUCUUCACAGACCCAGACUACCCGUGGUUCAACGGGCGGGUGGACACGGCGCCCCAGCUCCCCACGGCGAGUUACCGCUUCAACCCGGCCACGGGGGCGACGUUCCUGGUCGAAGACACCAUCGACCAGCCCAACGGCAUUGCGUUCUCGCCCGACGGGUCCACGUUGUAUAUUACCGAAACGGGCGCUCUGACAGGGAGUAUCGACCCGGCGGUGGGGCCAGGGACGAAACACUACAACACCACGGGCAGGCGGUCGAUCUACGCGUUCGACGUGGCUGAGAAUGGCACCAAGAUCAGUAACAAGCGCGCCUUCUACCUGGCGCAGGAUUACAUCCCGGAUGGGCUGAAGGUCAGUCGCGAGGGCCUGGUGCUCACGGCGACGGGACAUGGCGUCGACGUGCUGGAUCCGACGGGGCAGCUGGUGGUCCGCGUGCAGACGAACCAUUCGGUGCAGAAUGUCCAGUUCACGGGCGAGAGGCUGGAUACGCUGUGGAUGUUGGGCAACAAGGGUAUCAGCAGGGUGCAUUGGAACAUUACGGGGCAGGUACCCAGGUAG
Molecule: messenger RNA, 1275 nt
Organism: Cladophialophora yegresii CBS 114405
Lineage: Eukaryota; Fungi; Ascomycota; Eurotiomycetes; Chaetothyriales; Herpotrichiellaceae
Product: gluconolactonase
Exons: 2
Coding region: 1-1275 (424 amino acids)
Source: RefSeq, a predicted model, not a curated record